GCUCAUUCCGCGCUGGGAGUCACUAGAGGCCGCUGCUGUUGCCGUGGCGGCCGUCUGGUGUUUUCGCGCUCCUCCCUUUCCUCCUCUUUCUCCUCCUUAGAGUCCCAGUCUGGCCGAUCUGUUCUGCUCACCGGCAGAAAACGAACACCUAACUUGCUACCUUGUCUGGAGUCACAUGGUGACUCUACAACUUGAUGGACGACAGCAAAUCUGAUCAACCAAAAAAUAAUUCAAAAAUGGCAGAACUCUUCAUGGAAUGUGAAGAAGAAGAACUGGAACCAUGGCAGAAAAAAGUAGAAGAAAUUCCGGAUGAAGAAGAUGAUGAGCUGAUCUUUGUUAGAGAGAUAUCAAGUUCAAAACCAGCCAUUUCAAAUAUUUUGAACAGAGGCAACUCCAGCUCAUCCUCAAAGACAGUAAAGAGUGAAACACUCAGUCAAGGUGUUACUGAUGUAUUCAAGACUACAAGUCAACGCUACAAAGACCCAACAUCAAAUCCAUUGGCUGCCCUACCUAGAUUUCAUCCUGAAGCUAAAUCUUCACAUAGAUCUGUUAUUGUUCAUAACGUGUCUAAACCUGACUUUACAAAGAAUUCAUCACAAGUUGAAUCGGAUGAUUCUUCAGAUUUACUGUUUGACUUGACCCAGGAUACAAUACCACAAUCCCAAGAGGGAUCAACAAUUUGUAUAGAAGCUCUGGAUGAAGCUUUGCCUGUAAUAAAACGUCCUUCUGCUUCUAAAGUAAACAGAGGUAAUCCAAAAAAGCCAAAGACUAGCGGAGAUGAUUCUGAAAUAAAUUCUUGUGCUUCAUUAUCUUUAGAAAACUCUUCUUCAGUGACAUCCUCCCCUGUUAUGACAACAGAAGGUACAGAUACCCCAUCAACUCAACAUAAAACUGGAAUGCCUUUUCAAAGAUCUUGUCCAAAGUGCAAUGUUCAGUUCAAUCGUUUGGAUGCUUUGAAAUAUCACAUGAAGUGUUGUUGUCCAGACAUGCUAAACAAAUUUUUGGAAACGAUUAAAGUACAGAUUUCAAGUACUGAAAAUAAAGAUAAGAUUAUUAUAGAGAAAGGAAAAUUGAUUAUGCUAGUUAGUGACUUUUACUAUGGAAAACAUGAAGGAGAUGUUGAUGCUGAACAGAAGACUUACACAACCUUUAAGUGCUUCAGUUGCUUGAAAGUUCUUAAAAAUAAUAUUAGGUUUAUGAACCACAUGAAACACCAUUUGGAAUUUGAGAAGCAGAAUAGUGAGAGCUGGGAAAACCACACCACCUGCCAGCACUGUUACCGUCAAUAUCCCACACCAUUCCAGCUGCAGUGUCACAUUGAGAGUACACAUACACCCCAUGAGUUUUCUACUAUUUGUAAAAUCUGUGAAUUAUCAUUUGAAACAGAACAUACUCUUUUACAACAUAUGAAGGACACUCAUAAACCUGGUGAAAUGCCAUAUAUUUGUCAGGUUUGCCAGUUUAGAUCAUCAACAUUUUCUGAUGUAGAAACUCAUUUUAGAGCAUCCCAUGAAAACACUAAGAACUUGCUAUGUCCAUUUUGCCUCAAAGUUAGUAGAAUGGCAACCCCCUACAUGAAUCAUUACAUGAAACAUCAGAAAAAAGGAGUUCAUCGUUGUACAAAAUGCAGACUACAAUUUUUGACCUGCAAGGAGAAAAUGGAUCACAAGACCCAGCAUCGGACAUUUAUAAAGCCUAAAGAGCUAGAAGGAUUGCCUCCUGGUACAAAAGUUACUAUUCGAGCUUCAUUAGGAUCUCUUCAUUCAAAGCCAUCGACUACAUCUUCCAGCAACACUCCAAGCACUUCUCUUCAGGUCUCACCUCCAGAGUCUAAAAACGCAACUCCUAAAAAUCCCACCAAAUCUAAUGCGAGUAAACCGAAGACACGUAAGGGUCGUGCAACUACAUCUACUGCAAGUAAACCUAAUGCAAAUAAGCAAGGUAGAGAUACAUCUAAAUGCAAAGCCAAAACCUCUUGCAAGCAAAAGAAACAACGCAACAGAAAGAACAAAAUCAGCAUAGCUUUGAAGAACUUAAGGUGUCGUCGAGGAGUUCACAAGUGCAUUGAGUGUCAUUCCAAAAUAAAAGAUUUUGCAAGUCACUUUUCAAUAUAUAUCCACUGUAAUUUUUGCAAAUACAACACUAACUGUAACAAAGCCUUUAUAAAUCAUAUGGUGAGCUCUCAUAGCGACCAUCCAAGUAAACGGUUUUAUAUUUUUAAGAAGCAUUGUGGAACUCUCAGGGACAUUACUCUAGUGUGCCUUAAGUGUGAUUUCUUAACUGAUUCUUCUGGUUUGGAUCGUAUGGCUAAACACUUAAGUCAACGUAAAACUCACACUUGCCAAGUUAUAAUAGAGAAUGUUCCCAAAAGAACCUCAACUUCUGAACCCACUUCUGAAUGCAGAAGUAACACAGAAAUUUCAAAAAAUUUCCAGGGUACUCCUGGUCAGUGUCCCCCUUCGUUGGACACACCUGAUGCCUGUACUCUCUUUCCAAGGAAUGUGAAUUAUUUGACUGUGAGACCUUCUCUAGUUUGUGGCCUUAGGAAGUCAGUUAUUGGGGAGCGUCCCUUCCUUCAUGACUGGUCUCCCAUAAGGCUGAUGCUAAUUUGACCAGAGAUGACCUCAAGGCCCAACAAAUUGAGCACAAAUUCCCACUGGUGGCUUUGGUUCUUAUUUUAAGCCUAUAGGUCAAUUCUGACCAAGAAAAGCACUUCAAACCAAUGCUUUAUCACCUAAGUUGAAGUUUAAUCAUUUUGACUGCUGCCCUUUAGUCUUCCUCUAGCAUGCAUGCAGUCCAAGGAAUAUAAAAACUGGCUGUGUAGGGAACCAAAGUUACUUUUCAUGAUCUUAGAAAAGAAAUUUCUAAAAUUACAGUUCCAAAGUUACAGUUAUUUGUACUGUCAUUUAAAGUUUUAUCCAGUGUUAACCCUAGGAAUUUUCAGCAAUAUCAAUACAUUUAAAGGUGUUUAAGUUUACUUUUAUCUUUGUUUUACGUUCUUCGCCAAAUUUUUUAAUGUCUGUUUUGUUAUGUCCACUCUUAUCUCUUUUCUUCAAAACUUUUGUUAAGAACUGCAAAAAAUUCCUUAGAAUUCUCUAUAGAUUUCGUGUAAGCUACCUCUUGGUGGCAUAUUAAUUUGGUAAUUGUUCAGACCAUUAGACAUUAUUACAUCCUCUAUUCAUCUUGGGACUGUCAUUAACUAAUAAGCUUAGUGAUGUGAGUUCAAAGACAUAAAGAAUUGGCAAAAACAAACAAACACUUCCUGCAGACCUUAAAACAAGUUUUAAAAUUAAAUUUCUGUACAUCUAAUAGAUAAUAUCUUCUUAGCCAUUAAUGUAAUUCCUUUGGAUAAAGAUAAUAUAUUCAAAAAUAUUGGGACCAAAUAAUGCACUUGUUUCUUGCCCAUAUAUAUAGAUGUAUAUAUAUUUUUUAAUUUGGCGUUUGUUUAUUUUGGUUACAUUGAAUGUAGGUUUGCUGAACUGCUUUGAUGUUAUUAUUUUUUUAAUAAAAUUUGUAUUGUUA
This is a messenger RNA of Hipposideros armiger (great roundleaf bat), 3522 nucleotides long. It is a transcript of the gene ZNF280C, whose product is annotated as zinc finger protein 280C. Lineage: Eukaryota; Metazoa; Chordata; Mammalia; Chiroptera; Hipposideridae. Gene Ontology annotation, molecular function: DNA-binding transcription factor activity, RNA polymerase II-specific; RNA polymerase II cis-regulatory region sequence-specific DNA binding. The record is from RefSeq and is a predicted model, not a curated record. The transcript has 20 exons. Gene Ontology annotation, biological process: regulation of DNA-templated transcription. Bases 195 to 2612 code for a protein of 805 amino acids.